AUGUCGAUAUUCAAAAAUUUAACUUCACAGCUCUUUAACAUCUCAAGUACUAUUGAUGAGCAAGAUUGUAAUAGUAGUAAUAAUAACGGUACAAAGGAAAUUAUACAACAUUUCAAUAUCUCUCAAUUGAAUUCGUCUGGUAAAAUUGUAAAAAAUGAUUUUAAAAAACUGAUAACAUCCAAAAUUAAUGUGGAAUCACCAGAUUGUACACUCUUUGAUAUUCCACAAUCUUCAAUUGGCUCUUUGUUUAGCGCUACUUUCUCCUUGUUUGUGAAUUCUAUAGAAUCAAUCGAAGUUACUGUGGUCACUGUAGAAUUGGUUCAACAUAUAAUUAUUCAACAAUCCUUAUCUCCAACAUGUAAAUUCUGUAAAGAUGGUCUGGGUUCUAUUAAAAAGAUAAAAGAAUGGAAUUUACUCAAACAACCAACUAGUUUUAGUAAAGGGGAAUAUAAAAUCCCAUUUUCAUGUCAUAUCGAGGGAAAUUUACCAGCAACAUCAAGAAUUGGUCCAAACCAACAAACAAAUAUUACUUACGAACUAUUGACAACGAUCAAAUAUAACCAUAAAUCUUCAGAAACGAAAAGGGGAAAUAUUUAUACUGAUGUAGUUCCAUUUGAAAUAACAAGGAUAUUUAGAAAUAAUAGACCAAAACUUUCACAGAGAACUUUUGAACCAACAACAACCGUCAUUGAGAGUUAUUUACCUGAAACAAUAUUUGUUAAUACUAAAACUUUUGUCAAACUUAUAAUUCGAAAUAUAAAUAAAGAUUUACAGAAUAAACGAUGGUCCAUUAAAAAUAUAAAUUGCUAUUUAUUUGAAAUAGUACGGUAUGAAUCGAUCUAUUGCAAAACUCAUGACAAAGAAAAAUUAUUUAAUAGACUAUUAAAACAAACAAAGGAAAAUGAAACGGCAUCUGUAUUUGAUAAAAUUCAACCAAAUAAAUCAACCCCAGUUUCAUAUUUCGAAGCAACCAAUUUAGAAAAUAUUGAUCAUAAUAAAGACCAAAAAGUUAUAACAGAACAAUCCUAUCAAAUUUUAAAAGUAGAUAUUGAUUAUAAAAAUAUUACAAAACAUUUUAUUGAAAAUAAUGAUAUUGAAGCUACAUUUAAAAUUGAUCAUGCUGGUCUAGAAAGUACAAAAUAUUCUACUGAUUUACACACUUCUGAUAUGUCUGUUAAACAUAAGGUCAUUAUGGAAAUUACAUUAUUUGAGGAAGAAAUAUCAUAUGAGAGAAUACCUUAUAGAAAGCCAACUACACCAAAACCUGAAGUUACUACAAAUUCUGAGAAGGGGCCUCUUAUUAUGGAAAACGCUGUAGUGGCUGAUGAUUCUGAAGAUUCUGAUGACAAUCAGACCCAAACCAAACGACUGUGUGCUGAUAAGACAGGUCAAAUGCAAAAAUUGAAAACAACUUUUAAGUUAAUCCUAAGUGAAACACCUAAAGAUUACCUCCAUCUUCCCUGGAUAGAAGACAUUCCUCCAAUAUAUGAAUCUAUUAAUGAUACUGACGGUGCCCCUCCCACUUACAUCUUAGCAUGA
Molecule: messenger RNA, 1539 nt
Organism: Maudiozyma barnettii
Lineage: Eukaryota; Fungi; Ascomycota; Saccharomycetes; Saccharomycetales; Saccharomycetaceae
Exons: 1
Coding region: 1-1539 (512 amino acids)
Source: RefSeq, a predicted model, not a curated record